AUGGACAAGACAGCAAUUGCACUCGAAGCUAUCAGCAAAGAAGCUAUUGAUUUGGAGAACAUUCCCAUCGAAGAAGUUUUUGAAAAGUUGAAAUGCACUAAAGAGGGUCUCAAGUCCCAUGAGAUUCAAAAGCGUUUGGACAUUUUUGGACAAAACAAACUUGAAGAGAAAAAGGAGAAUAAAGUACUCAAGUUUUUGGGCUUUAUGUGGAAUCCUUUGUCAUGGGUUAUGGAAGCAGCUGCCAUCAUGGCUAUUUCUCUAGCACACGGAGGAGAAAACUUAUGUGCACAGGGAAAGCAAACGGAUUACCAUGAUUUUGUUGGCAUUCUGCUGCUACUUAUAAUCAAUUCGACCAUAAGUUUUAUUGAGGAAAAUAAUGCCGGAAAUGCAGCUGCAGCCCUUAUGGCACGGUUGGCUCCAAAAGCUAAGGUUUUACGUGAUGGAAAGUGGAGUGAGGAGGAUGCAUCUGUAUUGGUUCCAGGAGACAUUGUUAGUAUCAAACUAGGCGAUAUAAUUCCCGCUGAUGCACGGCUUCUUGAAGGAGAUCCUCUGAAAAUUGAUCAAUCUGCCCUUACAGGAGAGUCGCUUCCGGUAACCAAAGGUCCAGGUAGUGGGGUAUACUCAGGUUCAACAUGUAAACAAGGUGAAAUUGAAGCAGUUGUCAUUGCAACUGGAGUUCAUACUUUCUUUGGAAAGGCAGCUCAUCUUGUGGAUAAUACUACCCAUGUUGGGCAUUUCCAGAAGGUAUUGACUGCAAUUGGCAACUUCUGCAUUUGCUCAAUUGCCAUCGGGAUGUUAAUCGAAAUAAUAGUAAUAUUUGGGCGUCAAAAGAGGCCUUAUCGUGAAGGUAUAGAUAACCUUCUCGUUCUACUCAUUGGUGGCAUCCCCAUUGCAAUGCCAACAGUUCUUUCUGUUACCAUGGCCAUUGGUUCCCAUCGCUUCUCUCAGCAGGGUGCCAUAACAAAGAGAAUGACAGCAAUUGAGGAAAUGGCUGGGAUGGAUGUGUUAUGCAGUGACAAAACAGGCACUUUAACUCUUAACAAACUUACGGUUGAUAAAAAUAUGAUUGAGGUUUUUGCCAAAGAUGUUGACAAAGACAUGGUCGUGCUGAUGGCUGCAAGAGCCUCAAGGUUGGAGAAUCAAGAUGCAAUUGAUACUGCAAUUGUUUCAAUGCUGGCUGAUCCUAAGGAGGCACGAACUGGAAUUACAGAAGUUCACUUCCUUCCGUUCAAUCCAACUGACAAGCGGACCGCACUUACAUACACAGACAAAUUGGGUAAUAUGCACAGAGUGAGCAAAGGUGCACCUGAACAGAUUCUCAAUCUGGCAAAGAACAAAUCAGAAAUUGAGAAAAGGGUGCACUCAAUAAUAGAUAGAUUUGCAGAGCGUGGACUUCGAUCCCUUGGAGUUGCUCGCCAGAAAGUACCUGAUGGUAGCAAAGACAGUCCUGGUGGACCCUGGGAAUUUAUUGGUCUUCUCCCUCUCUUCGAUCCACCUCGUCAUGACAGUGCUGAAACAAUUAGAAGAGCUCUAGAUCUUGGAGUGAGUGUCAAGAUGAUCACAGGUGAUCAACUGGCAAUUGCUAAGGAGACAGGGAGACGCCUUGGAAUGGGCACAAACAUGUACCCUUCAUCAUCUUUGCUUGGCGACCAUAUGGAUGCAUCAGUUGCAGCUCUCCCAGUUGAAGAGCUCAUUGAGAAAGCUGAUGGUUUCGCUGGUGUUUUUCCUGAGCACAAAUAUGAGAUUGUGAAGAUAUUACAAGGUAGAAAACACAUAUGUGGAAUGACGGGUGAUGGAGUGAAUGAUGCACCUGCAUUAAAGAUAGCGGACAUAGGAAUUGCCGUGGAUGAUGCAACGGAUGCUGCUCGAAGUGCCUCUGAUAUAGUUCUGACUGAGCCUGGGCUGAGUGUAAUCAUUAGUGCUGUCUUAACAAGCCGUGCCAUCUUUCAAAGAAUGAAGAACUACACAAUAUAUGCAGUGUCUAUCACGAUACGUAUUGUGUUGGGGUUUUUGUUGCUGACUGCCUUUUGGGAGUUCAACUUCCCUCCUUUCAUGGUCCUUGUCAUUGCCAUUCUUAAUGAUGGCACUAUCAUGACAAUAUCUAAAGACAGGGUUAAGCCAUCUCCACUUCCUGACAGUUGGAAGCUCAGUGAAAUUUUUGCAACUGGGAUUGUCAUAGGCAGUUACCUCGCCCUGACGACCGUUUUAUUUUUCUUUGCUGCUUAUGAAACCAGUUUCUUUGCGAAACAUUUCCAUGUAACAGAUUUCAACAAGAACCUUUACAAUCUCAAAGAUGCCGCCACAUCCAAAGCUCUGAAUGCACAGCUAGCAUCUGCUGUAUACCUUCAAGUUAGCACCAUAAGCCAGGCAUUAAUAUUUGUGACGCGCUCUAGGGGUUGGUCGUUCAUGGAAAGACCCGGUCUUCUUCUCGUCUCUGCUUUCCUCAUUGCUCAGCUGUUUGCAACUUUAUUAUCUGCAGUGGUUUCAUCGGAUUUUGCUGAGAUUAGAAAGAUUGGCUGGCGUUGGACUGGUGUUAUUUGGCUGUACAACAUAUUAACCUACUUGCUUCUUGAUCCUAUCAAAUUUGGUGUCCGAUAUGCACUCAGCGGGAGAGCCUGGAAUCUGCUACUAAACCAAAAAACGGCUUUCUCCACCGCAAAGGACUUUGGUAAGGAAGCUCGCGAGGCGGCAUGGGCAACCGAACAGCGGACCCUUCAUGGCCUCGAGUCUAAGGGAAAAAAGUUGUUUGCUGAACCACACACUUUCAGGGACAUCAAUAUCAUGGCCGAAGAAGCCAAAAGGCGUGCGGAGAUUGCAAGAUUAAGGGAGAUUCACACUUUAAAAGGUAGGGUUGAGUCCUUUGCGAAGCUAAGGGGCUUAGAUAUUGAUGUCAACCCACAUUAUACACUCUGAUCGGCAUUUUGGCCACGACUGUCUUUUUUAUUGUUGUUCAUUUCGGUAUCUGAUUUUACUUUUUUAUGUAAUCUUCCCCUCCUGUUUUUUUUUGGUCCAUCAUUGUUUGGGGGUUUAAUUGUGCACAAAGCUCAGACAUUCUGAUCAUCAUCAAUAACAGAGCUGUUCUAAUUUUCAAGUUAAACCAUCUCUGCAUGCAGUCCCUUCAUUAAUAUUUCAGUAUAAUAGUUAUGGCUUUUCUUUUUUCGUCAGUUUUUUUUUUUUUUUUUUUUUUUUUUUGGGUAAAUAGAAAAUAUUUAUUAAUAACAAAAAAAAUUAUACGGAGUAAUAAAUAGCACGCAUUUAGCAUUUGUAAAAUGUAAUGGCUUCACGGAUGCAUUGAUUGAGGGUACCUUUUUUAUUCUGAGCAAUUUGGAUGGUUUCUCAUUGUUGGACGUCCAAAUAAUUCACGUGGUGAAAUUAACGAAUGAUAUUGAUCCAUCUUUUGUCACUCAAGAUGGGAAUUGGU
This is a messenger RNA of Cornus florida, 3421 nucleotides long. RefSeq names its product plasma membrane ATPase 1-like. Gene Ontology annotation, biological process: regulation of intracellular pH; proton export across plasma membrane. The transcript has 21 exons. Bases 1 to 2913 code for a protein of 970 amino acids. Lineage: Eukaryota; Viridiplantae; Streptophyta; Magnoliopsida; Cornales; Cornaceae. Gene Ontology annotation, cellular component: plasma membrane. The record is from RefSeq and is a predicted model, not a curated record. Gene Ontology annotation, molecular function: ATP binding; ATP hydrolysis activity; P-type proton-exporting transporter activity.